Ramularia collo-cygni is the source of this 300-nucleotide messenger RNA. RefSeq lists its product as uncharacterized. Lineage: Eukaryota; Fungi; Ascomycota; Dothideomycetes; Mycosphaerellales; Mycosphaerellaceae. The transcript is spliced from 5 exons. The coding region runs from base 1 to 300 and encodes 99 amino acids. The record is from RefSeq and is a predicted model, not a curated record.
AUGAAGACCUUUGCUGUUCUCUCCCUCCUGGCUCUGGAAAACGGUAGCUGCAAACAAAUCACAUUCAUCUACGCUCGCGGAUCAACCGAACCAGGAAAUAUGGGCAUAGCGCCAGGCCCACAAGCAUGCAAUGCUCUCAAGUCUCACCAAAAGGAACCACCCAAAACGCCAUCGAUGAAGGCGUCAGACUGCUCAGGCUUGCAAACUCAAAGUGCCCCAGCACGAAAAUCGUCGCAGGCGGCUAUAGUCAAGGAGCCGCUCUCAUGGCUAGUGCUAUCAGCACACUACCAGCGAAUUUAA